AUGGUCAAGCCCCUCACAUUCAAAGGCGACAAGCCUAAAAAGCGCAAGCAACGCGACCCCGAUAGCGAAAAGACCCCGAAAACCCGCAAGGUCGAACCAUCCGAAGCCGCAGAGAAUGACGACAAUCCACCCGAAGACCAGAGCUGGGUGUCCGCAGAAGCCGCGAGCGACAUUGCCGGCCCUGUGGUACUAGUUCUCCCAUCAGAUGAGCCGACGUGUGUGGCGUGCGAUGCAAAUGGCAAGGUGUUUGCUAGUGUGUUGGAGAAUCUGAUCGAGGGGGAUCCGUCGACGGCGGAGCCGCAUGACGUGCGACAGGUGUGGAUUGCGUCGAGGGUUGCGGGAACGGAGUCAUUUACUUUCAAGGGACAUCAUGGAAAAUACCUCUCCUGCGAUAGCCACGGCCUUUUCAGCGCAGACACCGCCGCAGUGUCCCACUACGAAUCAUUCCUCGCAAUUCCAUCCCCCGACAUUCCCGGCACAUUCUCACUACAAACACGCGGCGGUGAUGCCGAGUCAUUCCUGUGCGUCAAGGAGAGCGCCAAAGCUACUGGUGGCGUUGAGAUCCGGGGCGAUGCGAGUGCAAUCUCGUUCGAUACGACGGUUCGCAUCCGCAUGCAGGCGCGAUUCAAACCGCGACUGCGUGUCGCAAAGGAGACCAAGGCUUAUGAGAAGAUCAGUCGGAAGGAGUUGGAAGCGCUUGUGGGGAGAAAGUUGGAUGAAGAUGAGGUGCGGAGGUUAAGGAAGGCGAGACGGGAGGGGAAUUUCCAUGAGGAGAUGCUUGAUGUCAAGGUCAAGGGCAAGCAUGAUAAGUUUGCUUGA
This is a messenger RNA of Penicillium cataractarum, 819 nucleotides long. RefSeq lists its product as uncharacterized. The transcript has 2 exons. The record is from RefSeq and is a predicted model, not a curated record. The coding region runs from base 1 to 819 and encodes 272 amino acids. NCBI's taxonomy places the organism in Eukaryota, Fungi, Ascomycota, Eurotiomycetes, Eurotiales, Aspergillaceae. Gene Ontology annotation, molecular function: actin filament binding. Gene Ontology annotation, cellular component: catalytic step 2 spliceosome; nucleolus; striated muscle dense body.